Molecule: messenger RNA, 1539 nt
Organism: Pundamilia nyererei
Lineage: Eukaryota; Metazoa; Chordata; Actinopteri; Cichliformes; Cichlidae
Exons: 11
Coding region: 486-1256 (256 amino acids)
Molecular function (GO): GTPase activity
Source: RefSeq, a predicted model, not a curated record
AAAGCCACCUAGGCAAAGCUCAGCUUGGUCACAAAGGGAGUCUCCCACAACUCCACCUGAAAGCCAAAACCACACAACCUCCUGCAAACUGAUGAUGGUGUACAGAGCAUAUACAUAUAUAUAUUUACAUUUCUUUUAGUUCAUCAGCUGAUGUCCAUGAUCUAGUCACUGAAAGAAAUGUGCAAGCCACGGAUGCAAUAAAGAGAGAAUUCAACAAGCGAAGCAAAAUUAGGAAACACUUCAAUGAUGACAGUUUCAAAGUGUUCACAGUGAGCUCCAAAGAGUUCCUAAAACAAAACUACUUAAGUCCAGAAGAAACUGAAAUACCCAAACUUCAGAGAUUUUUGCAAGAUCUCAAUGACUGUCACUCAGAGACAGUAAACUACGUGAAUCGAGCUCACGGGAUUCUGUCUUUGAUUCAAGGCGCCAACUCCAGAGGAGUGGAUAGUAAAACAGACGAGGUGUGUGAAGAACUUGAGAGAAACAUGAACCUCCAACUUGAUAAUGUCAGAAAAGAAAUGGAAGACACCUGUAGGGCUUUUGAAAGAUGUCUUGAUGAUGGUGUUAAGAAAUCCUUCUUUUAUCAUGGAAAGAAUGGUGGUGCUUUUUACAAUUUACUGAAGUGUGUCAUUGAGAAUGGUGGCAUCUACAAACCAAAAAAAGGGAAACCAAUAAACCUUAAUAUGAAGUUGGCUUCCUGUCUGAUUGACAGCAUUGGUGCAGAAUUCAGAAAGACCUUCCCAAAUGAAGUAAAAUGUGGAGCAGUCAACGGAGUCAUCAAUACAUUUACACUUAACACUGAUUCUCUGAUUGAAAAGUACAAAAAUGCUGAACUACAGCUCAGAUUCCUCAAGACAGAGGAAGAAAAGAUUAAGGCAAAAUUAAACAGAAUCAUCCAGAAGCAGAAGAAAAUUGUCUACAGCAGUCUGACAGAGACAGUUGAGAACAUUAUGGAAGAAGGCUACAAGAAGGCUUUAGCAUUUACAGGAGAAGACACGUUGUACAACAUGAGGGAGACUAUUAAAAACCACGUGCACUCAAAGAAGGACAUGUUUGAGCAGGCAAAAAGUACCAUGUUGGAGAAGUUGCACGAUUUGGUGGUAUACGUCUUGGAGACUCUGGAGAAAACUAUGAAAGAAUCUAUUGGACUUUCAUUCAAGGAUGAAGAGUGCUUACUCCCAGAUGUUUCAACAGAGCUUAAGAUGUUGAAGAAACAUUAUGAUCUACUUGUAGGCACUCCAGAUGAUGAAAUAUAACUGGAAGAGCCUCUCAGUCCUCAUCUCUAAUACCUAAAGAAGAACUAUGAAUUUGAUCAACUGAUCCCUAAAUGCAAUUGACACUCACUUCUCGAUGAAAAGCCUGGGUUCGGAAGAGUUCAACCGUCCUGGAGAGACUUUCCCUGCCGGAUACACGAUGGCAGGAGAAGUGGCAUGUCGUGUGCCUGGCGGGACUUUCGACUGAGGACAUUGAAGACAUCUACCUAUUUGGAAUCAUUAUAACAGGAUUCUUGCUGAUCGGAGAUGGCUUGGCCCUGGUUUA